This is a messenger RNA of Scatophagus argus, 1688 nucleotides long. It is a transcript of the gene epdr1, whose product is annotated as ependymin related 1. The coding region runs from base 93 to 731 and encodes 212 amino acids. NCBI's taxonomy places the organism in Eukaryota, Metazoa, Chordata, Actinopteri, Scatophagidae. Gene Ontology annotation, molecular function: calcium ion binding. Gene Ontology annotation, biological process: cell-matrix adhesion. Gene Ontology annotation, cellular component: extracellular region; lysosome. The transcript has 3 exons. The record is from RefSeq and is a predicted model, not a curated record.
ACCGGAAAGCCCGCUGGUCAGCAGCAGGUGCAGUCCGCUCUCCAUAAUAAUAACGGCAACAUCAGCUAACGGGACUCCGCUUUUCACAAACGAUGCGCCGCCUGUUGUUCGCGUUCCUGGCCGCUGCCGGAGCGUCUGUCCUCGGCCUCCGCGGGCCGGGCGGCUCCCGGGCGGCCGGGCCUUGCCUCGCCCCGCUGCAGUGGGAGGGCCGGUGGGUGGUGUACGACCACAGCACCGGGAGGAACAGCCGGGCCGCCGUCUCCUACGACGGCCUGAACCAGAGGAUCCGAGUCCUGCAGCAGAACAAGAAACACACCCCGUGUCAGAGGUUUUUUGAGUACAUUUAUUUGUACCAGAACACGGUGAUGUUCCAGAUUGAUCAGAAGACCAAGGACUGCUCAAAGAUUGCCCUGACGGAGGCCUGGGAUCCCUUCGACAUCCCAGACAACUCCACCUUCGAGGACCAGUACUUCAUCGGAGGCCCUGGGGACAACGUGGAGGUUCAGGAGUGGUCAGACAGGAAGCCGGCACGCAAACACGAGACCUGGGUGGGUGUUUACACCCUGAAGGACUGCUACCCGGUGCAGGAGACCUACACCAGGAACAACAGCGUCACCACCUCCACCCGCUUCUUCAACCUCCAGCUGGGCAUCAGCGACCCUGACGUGUUCACCCCGCCCAGCACCUGCCAAUCGGCUCGGCCCCAGAGGAUGGCCGAGUUGGACUGCUGAAGCCUCACCUUUGACCUUAGAUACUCAACAGCAUUCUGAGUCUGAAAUCACUUCCUGCUUCACUUUCUCACAUGAUUGAUUGAUGAUGAUUCAGUUCAAUUUCAAUUCAGUUUAUUAGGGUUAACCCUAACCCUAAUCCAAUUCACAACAAAAGUUAUCUCAUAUGAGACUUUCCAGUUAGAGCAGGUCGAGACCAAACUCUCUAAUUAAACUGUAGUAUAGAGAACCCGAGGAAAAACUGGCUUUAAGAAGGCAGAAACCUCGGGGCAGACCCCAGAUCAAGAUGGGCUAUGUUAGCAAUAAAGCAAUUCACAAAAACUAGCUGUGCUCACAUGUCCACACACGACUGAUUUACCUGCGCUGGCUAACCAGAGACCUGAGUUACAGGGAGAAACAGCAGUGAAAAUGCUAGCUAAACAGAAAGCAGCAGGUGAAAAGCUCUGAAGGCCCGCCCCCCUGAGCAAGCACACCUGUUUCUGUUUCUCGGAAAAGGCGUGGCUUAGCUCGAAAGUGGGUGUGGCCAACCGGAAGUUGUUAAUUUAAGACUGAAAUUGAUAUAGAUUGAUCAGAAGUUGCUAUAUUUAUCAUUUGUUAGAAAAUUCUGUUUUACAGAACAGCCUCACAAUUGAGUAAGAGAGCUGUUUAUAUUUACUCAAACCUACGCCUUACGUCAGCGCGUCAGAAACAUUAGCAUGACAAAACUCAAUAGUUCUCCACUCUAACACAUUUGAAACACUGAAAUCAAUGAAAUAUAGUGAGUAACACUGAUUAUACCUGCCCAGGUGUGUCUGGAUAACGGCCUAUACAGCUGUACAAACCACAUGCAGAACUGCAUAAUAAUAAAAAGCAAUAUGUUAAAUUUAUCUCUGAUUUCAGUUUAAUAAUUUUUUGGAUGGUAACCUGUCAUAGCAUAGGAGGUUCUUUAAAUUUGUGGUAUUAAAUGUGAAACAUCUAAAA